CCAAAAACAUAAAAAACAAAGAAAGAAAAAACAAUUCAGUUCAGCCAUAGUCCUUCACGGCACACAACCACCUUCUUCCCAGCUUCUGCAUCUCUGUCUCCCUCAUCCUCUUCGAUGGAAGCUGAUGAAGUGCAAUCAUCUCGCGGUGCGUUAGACAGCUAGCGGAGAAAGCGAUCGCCGGGUGUUUAUUCGCGCGCAGAGACAGAAGUCAGGUGCAGAGCUCGCGUCGCUUUUGGGUUCGGUCGGCAAUGGAGAAGGCUGACGUCGUCCUGGGGCUGCACGAUUUCCUGGAGCGAAUGCGUCAACCCUCCGCUUCCGACAUCGUCAAGUCCAUCAAGAGUUUCAUUGUCUCGUUUAUAAACAAUGCUCCAGAUCCGGAGAGGGAUAGUGCCAUUGUACAGGAAUUUCUCAACAAUAUGGAAGGAGUAUUCAGGAAUCAUCCAUUGUGGGCGGGUUGCUCAGAGGAGGAACUGGAGAGUGCUGGUGAAGGAUUGGAGAAGUAUGUAAUGACGAAAUUGUUUUCCCGCGUGUUUGCAUCACAUCCAGAUGAUGUUAAACUUGAUGAUGACCUGUCUGAGAAGAUGUCUCUGGUUCAACAGUUCAUUAGGCCAGAAAAUCUGGACAUCACACCGUCCUUUCAGAAUGAAACAUCGUGGCUGCUUGCUCAGAAAGAACUACAAAAGAUCAACAUGUGCAAGGCACCAAGAGACAAGCUAGUGUGCAUCCUCAAUUGUUGCAAAGUUAUUAACAACCUGUUGAUCAAUGCUUCCAUUGCUUCCAAUGGGAAUCCACCAGGGGCUGAUGAGUUUCUCCCUGUUCUAAUUUAUGUUACCAUUAAGGCAAGCCCCCCGCAACUGCACUCUAAUUUGUUGUAUAUACAAAGAUACAGACGACAAUCUCGAUUAGUUGCUGAAGCAGCUUAUUUUUUUACGAACAUGCUCUCCGCAGAGUCCUUCAUCUCAAACAUUGAUGCAAAAGCACUUUCAAUGGAUGAAACUGAGUUCUUGAGCAACAUGGAAUCUGCUCGAGCUCUUUUAUCUGGGCUUUCCACCGAUGUUGAUGGUCUCUCUAACCAAACUGAUAGUGCUGGUGAUUAUGCGCCAAGAGCAGAACCGAUGGAAACAAGAAAUCAAGGUUCUUUUAAUAGAAUUCCUGCAACACCACCGAAAACAUCUGAAACCAAACUGAAGACAAAGUCAGUACCAUAUACAAGUAAUCAGGCAUCGAUGGCUAAAAUCCCAUCCCUUUCAGAUUUGGAGAAUAAAGGGGCAGCUAUGCUGUUGAAGGAGGAUCAGGUUAGCAAAACCUUUCAGGAGUUCCCGUACUUAUUUGCCCAGGCUGGUGAUUUGACAGUAAUUGAUGUAGAAGACCUGCUAAAUAAUUACAAGAGGAUAGUUUUCAAGUACAUCUGUCUUUCCAAAGGGAUGAAUGUUGCCUCCCCGCAAAUUCCUUCCAAAUUACAAACCGGAGGCCCAAGCGAAAUGGAAACAGCGAAUAAAUCUCAAGAUAUACACUCUGAGCCACAAGAAGAUACAGAUAGGACAGACGAUAGAGUUUCCCUCGUCGAAGAGGAGAGUCUUGUUUCAAAGUCACCGCCAAAUGAGCCAUCGGAGCCACAAGGCAACCCUGUUGGCGAGACAUCCCAAUGAUAGGUCAAGUCUUUUUUUUUUUUUUUGGGGGGGGCGGUGGGGGUGUUCCCUUUCAUAUGUUCCUUGGGUAGCACUGCCAUAUGCAGGUCAUGUAUUUGAGACAAUGGACAAGAUGAUGGGUUUAUUCUUGUCCUCUGGUAGAAUUUAGCAGUCAAUCAGUCCUGUUUAUGGGAAUGAGGAUGAUCUUAAAGAGCAUCAUCAUCUCUCCCUUGUCGUCAAACUUAGCUCACGUCUUCCUUUACCACUUGCAAAAUUUUUCAGCAGGUUACAGUGAUGGAUAGGUGAUAGUUUGAUGUGCAUUUUUGUUCAUGUGGUAGAUUUGGAUAUUCCGCUCUUCAUCAGAGUUUCAAUAUCAAUGUUUGUUCUUCAA
This is a messenger RNA of Rhodamnia argentea, 2019 nucleotides long. RefSeq names its product vacuolar protein sorting-associated protein 9A-like. NCBI's taxonomy places the organism in Eukaryota, Viridiplantae, Streptophyta, Magnoliopsida, Myrtales, Myrtaceae. The transcript is spliced from 5 exons. Bases 249 to 1649 code for a protein of 466 amino acids. Gene Ontology annotation, molecular function: guanyl-nucleotide exchange factor activity; small GTPase binding. Gene Ontology annotation, biological process: vesicle-mediated transport. Gene Ontology annotation, cellular component: endocytic vesicle; cytosol. The record is from RefSeq and is a predicted model, not a curated record.